CGCACACACACACACUCACACGCUAGCGGGCUGCUGGCCGCUCAAUGGACCGAUUUCCCCGGUUUCCCUAAACCCAGCCUUAGCCCGGGAUGAGAAAUUGCAAAAUGGCCCGAGUCGCCAGUGUGCUAGGGCUGGUCAUGCUCAGCGUGGCCCUGCUGAUUUUAUCGCUCAUCAGCUACGUGUCCCUGAAAAAGGAGAACAUCUUCACCACUCCCAAGUACGCCAGCCCGGGGGCGCCCCGAAUGUACAUGUUCCACGCGGGAUUCCGGUCACAGUUUGCGCUGAAGUUUCUAGACCCGUCAUUUGUGCCCAUUACGAAUUCUCUCACCCACGAACUCCAAGAAAAACCUUCUAAGUGGACAUUUAAUCGGACAGCGUUUUUACGUCAAAGGCAAGAAAUUCUUCAGCAUGUCGAUGUAAUAAAAAAUUUUUCUUUGACCAAGAAUAGUGUUCGGAUCGGACAACUGAUGCAUUAUGAUUAUUCCAGCCAUAAAUAUGUUUUCUCCAUUAGCAAUAACUUCCGGUCCCUGCUUCCAGAUGUGUCACCCAUUAUGAAUAAGCGUUAUAAUAUUUGUGCUGUGGUUGGAAACAGUGGAAUCUUGACAGGGAGUCAGUGCGGACAAGAAAUAGAUAAAUCAGAUUUUGUUUUUCGAUGCAACUUUGCCCCAACGGAAGCUUUCCAAAAAGAUGUUGGAAGGAAAACCAACCUUACAACCUUCAACCCCAGCAUCCUGGAAAAAUAUUACAACAAUCUUUUAACCAUCCAAGACCGUAACAACUUCUUCCUCAGUUUAAAAAAGCUCGAUGGGGCCAUUCUCUGGAUCCCUGCGUUUUUCUUCCACACUUCUGCAACUGUAACCAGAACGUUAGUUGACUUUUUUGUUGAACACAGAGGUCAGUUAAAAGUCCAGUUGGCUUGGCCUGGAAAUAUAAUGCAACAUGUCAACAGGUACUGGAAAAACAAACACUUGUCACCCAAACGGCUGAGCACAGGUAUUCUGAUGUACACUCUUGCAUCUGCGAUAUGUGAAGAGAUCCACUUGUAUGGAUUCUGGCCUUUCGGAUUUGACCCCAACACCAGGGAGGAUCUUCCAUACCAUUACUAUGACAAAAAAGGAACCAAAUUUACCACCAAGUGGCAGGAGUCUCACCAGCUGCCUGCUGAGUUUCAGCUGCUCUAUCGAAUGCAUGGCGAAGGGCUCACCAAGCUCACUCUGUCACACUGUGCCUAAGAACUCCAGGUGGAAAGUGCCAAAUGGCUGUUUAAAAGUGCCCCCAAACCAAAUUGAAUAGUCUCCAGAAUAGAACCCCAGAGACAACCUGGCAAAGCUUGUGUGCCACUCACAGGAAAAGAUAUCUUCUCUUUCUCUUUUGCACUGCUCUUUGACUGGUCUUAACAAACAUAGGACAGGUGCAUUGAAGCCACGUGAAUUAGAGUUGAUUGGUAAAGGUAAUAAUGCAUUUGGAAGUAUGCUGCACAGAGAAUGGCUUGAAAUAGUUCUGAGUUUGUAUUUUAAUAAUAAACUGACUCCCAUAUGGAUGAGGACCAUGGCUCUCGUCUCUUCAGCUCUAUGCCAAUUCAGUCCUCAUAACCAGAGAGCUCUGGCCAACUGCAGCAGGAUCUCUUUUGCCAGGGGGAUCAGACUCUUCAAAAACAAAAAACUGUGGUUUGCAGAUUGCAUAUCCUCCUUUUCUCUCUCUCUCUUUCUCUUUCUCUCUCUCUCCUCUCUCUCCAUACCUUCCUCCCUCUCCCUUCCCCCCCUCUGUCAUACAUACACACACACACACACACACACACACACACUCACUCACUCACUCACACACUUCCUGUUUCCCUACUAGCAUUGGAUUUAAUAAUCUGUUAGGAACAAUUAUGGGUUCGCUUUGCUUGUAUGUGUUUGCAUCUGUACUUGAUGUGUUCAAGGCUCUGGGUAACUUUUGAUAUUUCCUGACAAACUGAAAAAAUCAUGAUGACUUACUUCAUGAUGAAUUCUAUAGGAAAUGCCUCUUAUCAAAUUGCCACCUGUCCAUCCUGUUGUUCUACAGGAGGGUGAUCUAGCUGGGUAGAGCAGCAUAUGCUACAGUGCCUCUUUUCUGUCACAAAGGAAGCCCACGGUGUGGGUGGCAUUGCAUCUGUUGGCAUGAGUGAAAUUGUGGCAGAUUCUACAAAGGCCUUCUAGCUUAGGCCUUCCGCAGUCUCUAGGCUGGGCACUCUCUCAGAACAAAGAGGCAUUGGGUGUCAUUUAAAAGCCUGGGGACUAUGAAGAAAAGGGAAGAAGAGUGUUUGCAAGUUAUAUACCCUACCAAGUGUGACCAUUUGAGAAGCACAAGAGUUGGUGUGGAAGACAAGCUAGAGCUUUGGCCAGGCUGGCCAUUAGUCACGUCAGCUCCUUUCUGUGACAGCCCCACCAACA
This is a messenger RNA of Psammomys obesus (fat sand rat), 2414 nucleotides long. RefSeq names its product ST8 alpha-N-acetyl-neuraminide alpha-2,8-sialyltransferase 3 (gene St8sia3). Gene Ontology annotation, biological process: N-glycan processing; oligosaccharide metabolic process. Bases 90 to 1232 code for a protein of 380 amino acids. Gene Ontology annotation, molecular function: alpha-N-acetylneuraminate alpha-2,8-sialyltransferase activity. Lineage: Eukaryota; Metazoa; Chordata; Mammalia; Rodentia; Muridae. The record is from RefSeq and is a predicted model, not a curated record. The transcript is spliced from 4 exons.